Molecule: messenger RNA, 2705 nt
Organism: Adelges cooleyi (spruce gall adelgid)
Lineage: Eukaryota; Metazoa; Arthropoda; Insecta; Hemiptera; Adelgidae
Gene: Suv3
Product: ATP-dependent RNA helicase SUV3 homolog, mitochondrial
Exons: 15
Coding region: 210-2510 (766 amino acids)
Biological process (GO): RNA catabolic process; mitochondrial RNA 3'-end processing
Cellular component (GO): mitochondrial degradosome
Molecular function (GO): ATP binding; hydrolase activity, acting on acid anhydrides; RNA helicase activity
Source: RefSeq, a predicted model, not a curated record
GAUAGCCGAUAAAAACCAAGAAAUUAAUAUAAAAUUAAAAACUAAAAAAGACUGGGUAGCUUAUUUUCAAAAUUCAAUAACAUAUACUUGAAUACUGUCUGUAUAAUAAUUUUAGUAUGUUCUAUAAUAAUUAAACCCAAUACUUGCAAAGUAAACAAAUGUAUUUAUUUUAAUUUUAAUAAUUUGCUGUACUAAUUUAUUUAUUUGUAAUGUAUUUUAUAAAAAAUAUUUGUAUAAAACAACAUCAUAGAUACUUUUCUUAUUUAUUAAGACUGCACAGAUGUGGAAAACAAAAUAGUUCUGCAAUAUUGAUGCAAAAAAGAUAUAAAAAAGAUGACAUUUUAUCAACUUUAUUUGUUCCUGUACCAGUCAAACCAAAUCCUGACGACAUAAAUGUUGGUGCAGAACUAACCGGAAGUUUAAAUAAAGGCGAUUUACUAAAAAUACUUAAUAGGUUUUAUCAAAAAAAUGAAAUCAAACAACUUGCUAUGGAAAAUGGAUUAGAUAAUUAUCUGCAGCACCAAGCUUAUAUAAGUUUUAGAAGGUUUUGUCUGGAAGCUAAUACUUUACCUGUUGAUCUUCAUGUUGUUAUAAGUGACAUUUUACAAGGUGCUGGUCAUGUGGAUGAUAUAUUUCCAUAUUUCUUACGGCAUGCGAAACAAAUGUUUCCACAUCUUGAAUGUAUGGAUGAUUUGAAAAAAAUUAGCGAUUUACGAACACCCGCUAAUUGGUAUCCAGAAGCUAGAGCUAUCAACCGUAAAAUCAUAUUUCAUGCAGGUCCUACUAAUAGUGGAAAAACAUAUCACGCAUUAGAAAAAUAUUUAUCAUCAAAUUCUGGUGUAUAUUGUGGUCCAUUAAAGUUGUUAGCCACUGAAGUUUAUCGUAAAGCAAAUGAAAGGGGUACACCGUGUGACUUGGUGACGGGAGAAGAAAGAAAAUUCGCCGAUGGGAAAAGUGAAGCUUCCAAACAUGUUUCAUGUACUGUGGAAAUGGCAAAUGUAAAUGUACCUUACGAAGUAGCAGUUAUUGAUGAAAUACAAAUGAUGAAAGAUCCUAGUCGUGGCUGGGCAUGGACUAGAGCCUUAUUAGGCGUUGUAGCCAAUGAAGUUCAUGUUUGUGGAGAAGAAGGAGCAGUUGAUUUAGUAAAAGGUUUAAUGACUACCACUGGAGAAGAUGUUCAGGUAUACAGGUAUAAACGGCUUACAGACUUAGCUAUUGAAGAUUCAGCGGUUUCUAAUCUAGAUAAUAUAAUGCCUGGUGAUUGUAUUGUAUGCUUCAGCAAAAACGACGUUUACACGGUCAGCCGAGGUAUCGAAUCUAGAGGAGUCGAAGUUGCAGUCAUUUAUGGAGGUUUACCCCCCAACACAAAAUUGGCCCAAGCUCAAAAGUUUAACGAUCCAAAUAAUUCUUGUAAUGUCCUUGUUGCCACUGACGCUAUUGGCAUGGGAUUAAACUUGAGUAUCAGAAGAGUUAUAUUUUAUUCACUUAUAAAACCAACGUUAAACGAGAAGGGGGAAAAAGAAAUGGAUACCAUAUCCGUGUCUCAAGCGUUGCAAAUCGCUGGACGAGCUGGACGGUACGGCACGCAAUAUGAAAAGGGCUAUGUAACCACAUUCAAACCACAAGAUUUAUCUACACUCAAACACAUAUUAUCUGGAACACCUGAGCCCAUAAUUAAAGCCGGACUCCAUCCGACCGCUGAUCAAAUUGAACUGUAUGCUUAUCAUUUACCAAAUUCAACCCUAGCAAAUCUUGUAGAUAUAUUUAUAUCACUAUCUAUAGUCGACGAUUCCUUGUAUUUCAUGUGUAAUAUCGAAGACUUUAAAUUUCUUGCCGAUAUGAUACAGCAUGUACCUUUGCCAUUGAGAGCAAGGUAUGUUUUCUGCUGUGCGCCCAUUAAUAGAAAGAUGCCUUUUGUUUGCACAAUGUUCCUCAAAUACGCCAGACAGUAUAGUAGAAACGAGUCAAUUACGUUUGAUUGGUUGUGCAAACAUAUCGGCUGGCCCUUUACUAUUCCGAAAACAAUUAUUGAUUUGGUACAUUUAGAAGCUGUUUUCGAUGUUUUGGAUUUAUACUUGUGGUUUAGUUAUAGAUUUACAGACUUGUUUCCUGAAGCAAAUCUAGUAAGAGAUAUGCAAGCAGAACUAGAUGACAUUAUUGAACAAGGAGUUGUGCAAAUAACAAGAUUAUUAAAGAAUUCUGAAAGUUCUAGUCCUGGCGGUGAUUCUAUAGAAGAAGAUUUUAAUGUUGCCAGACGUAAACAUAACUAUUUAAGGGAGUCGGCUCAAAAAAAUAUUAAUAAAAAUAUUAGUAAGGGAAGACUUACUGAAAGGCUUCUUGCUCAAGGAUUAUUGACGCCAAAUAUGUUAAAUGAACUACAAAAAGAAUGGAGCAAACGUAAAAAUAAUGCUGCAAAUGAUGUUAUUGACGAUAGUGAUGAUGACAAUGAUGAUGAUCCUCCCCCAAAAACUAAUAUUUCGUCGAAAAGAUCAAGAAGAAGAAAAAAGUAGAUUUUGAUCAUUUAUAACUUCAUAAUUCUUAUGUUUUGUUACAUAUUGUAAUUAAAUGUUAGUUAUUUUAUACAUUACAAUACAAAUAAUGAGACAGUAAUUAAAAUUGUAUUCAAUGUUAUUUUAUUAUAAUAAUAACAUAAACUAUUAUUAUAAAUAAUGUUUGUGUUAUUUAUAACUGACUGGAUGUAAUAU